Paramacrobiotus metropolitanus is the source of this 4478-nucleotide messenger RNA. Its product is annotated as solute carrier family 12 member 3-like. Bases 446 to 4177 code for a protein of 1243 amino acids. Gene Ontology annotation, molecular function: sodium:potassium:chloride symporter activity. Gene Ontology annotation, cellular component: membrane. The record is from RefSeq and is a predicted model, not a curated record. Gene Ontology annotation, biological process: chloride ion homeostasis; potassium ion import across plasma membrane; chloride transmembrane transport. Lineage: Eukaryota; Metazoa; Tardigrada; Eutardigrada; Parachela; Macrobiotidae. The transcript is spliced from 25 exons.
ACAAAGUAGUAGAUUUAUAUGUCGAUACAAUAUUAAUUUUUACAUCUGAACUUACGGGCAUCCGGUUGGAGUCGCUAGCCAGCUUCAGUUACGUAAUAAUAAAAAUCUGUAAUUAUUGCAAUACAAGCGCUGCAUUCGCACAUCACGUAUUGUGCGUUAUUAUUGAACACUGAUUCCACAGUGCCGCGUUAUUCAUUAGGCGGCUGCCUAAUCAGCUGGACACUGAAUGGGUGGAUCAUUCCGUAGACAAUACGAGGCCUCACGUUCACCGGAGACAAUGCGCUGAAUCCACGGUUUUGUGCGGCUACAACCGUGCCACUUCUCUCUCCUCAUGUUAAAAUCUAUCCUUCGUUUUCCGCUGAUUUAACCGCCGUUUGUCCAAACCAUCGUUUUGCUCAGCGUCAGCGAUUUUUCAACCAGUUGAUAAAUAAUCUGGAUACGCGCGAUGGACCAUCCUCUGCGUAAGAACGACGACGGACAGGUUACGGUGAAUGUUGUUGGGCAUAAUGCGCCGCAGAACACACACCGCGAACACGAGCACCAUUCUGGCCAACAACAGGAGUAUCGCGGUUCGGUGGAUUCGUUGAGCCCGAAGAAGGAGGCCGGCAACGUUAACCGGUCACGGUCCCGUGUGGGCUUUGCAUUGCACAGCGACGCCGAUGAGGCGGAUGAGGAGAAGCGCGUGAUUGUCUCCGAUCAGGACGACGCCGUGUCGGAGCGGACGCCGCGCACUGGUGCGGUUAAUCCCAAUUUCAUGGCUGAACAGGAAGAGGAUGAGGAACACGACCGUCUCCCGCCUAUUCGCCGGCAAGCGUCCAAAAUCAGUUCAUCGCGGCAUCACCUGGAUGGAAAUGCCGACCCGGCUGCUCGGCACCGUUUCCAUGUGGGCAGCGAGACGAUGAUGGACACUCUGCAUAAGCCGGUGGAGAUGGUCAUGAACACGCUGCGCCGUAUCACCUCCACGGACAGCAUUACCAGCCACGGGGUCCGCCGCAAUUCCAGCCAUGUUAAUUUUCGCGAUGCGCCUACGCCGCGGCUGGAUGGUAAAAAGAAGACGGCCUCGUUCGCCGUAGAGUCGCACAUUAGCAUGGAGGAUGUUCAGCAUGAGCUGGCGGAUCGUGCUACGGCCAUGCAGAGGGGCAUCAGCUUCCCCUGCUUCGAACUUUUUGAUGAGGAUGAGGAAUUGGACGAAGAUCGUUCCUUGCCGGCACUGCCCGCUCCUGACAUGGACGAUCCUGUCCAGGUGCGGCGUUCCCAUCGUCGCAGUAAAGCCCGUAUUCCGUCGACGUCAGUAUUCGAUCAAAUGACCGCGCGUGCCGGUUCCCUGGCAUCCCUCCCACCGCAUAUGCAACGGCGCUUCAGCAUGGGAUUUGAUCCGCUGGAGACAUUGCCAUCGGCCUUGAAUUACGAUGAAGCCGGUGGUGGCCAGCGGGCCACCCUGGAUGAUCUACGACGGGAAAAGGAAAACGCGGAGAAUGAACUGGUUCGGCAGACCGGAAAUGAAAAUUUCGUUAAUGUGGAUGGCAAGUUGGGCUGGAUCCAGGGAGUUGUGCUAUGGACACUGCAAGACAUGUGGGCCGUACAGCUGUUUUUGCGGUUAGCGUGGAUGAAUGCCCAAGCAGGAAUGGGCUUGUAUACGGUAAUUGUGUUGAUUACGCUGAUUCUUGCUCUGCUGACCACCUUAUCGAUGUCUGCCAUUACAACAAACGGGGAUAUCGGCGUUGGUGGAACAUACUAUAUGAUGGCACGGAGUCUGGGGCCGCAAUUUGGCGCUGCUAUAGGAGUCAUCAUCACUUUGGCCAACACCAUCAACGUUUCGCUUAACGUGCAGGGUUUUGCUGACCUGGUGACGGCUCUUUUAAGUAAAUCCAAUCUCCACAUGAUUAAUCACUUGGACGAUACCCGGAUCAUCAGCGUGAUGGCCAUUGUCGUGUUAACUGGAUUUGCGCUGCUGGGCAUGGUUAUUGCCUCCAGGCUCAAAUGGCUUUGUCUGCUGCUGCUCUUGAUUGGCGUCGGUGAUGUGAUAGUGGGAUCAAUUGUCCCGCCUAAUAAAGAAGAUGAAGCUCGGGGUUUUGUUGGUUAUUCGAGCGGGUUAUUCUGGGAAAACUUCCAGCCGGCGUUUCAGCCGGAUCAGUUCGGUGCUCAGGAUUUCAUGACAGUAUUCGCCGUGUUUUUUCCGUCCCUCUGUGGUAUUCUGGCUGGUACAUCCAUCACCGGUGACUUGAAGGAUCCAGCCGGCGCCAUUCCCAAAGGCACGAUUGUAGCCACAUUGGUCGCUGCGAUUGUCUACUUGAUUCUGGGUUGGGUGUCCGCGUCGGUCACACUGCGGCAUGCCAGCGGGAGUGUAGCCGAUUUAGAACUGGGAAAUUUAACGCACUGCCGUUUCGAUAUGAGCUGUAAAGAUGGGAUGAUCAACAAUAUGGAGAUUAUGGGCGUUAUCGGGCACUGGGAACCGAUUAUAUAUGCGGCUGCCUUUGCGUCUACCAUCAGCACAUCGGUUGGCUGCAUCCAUUUUGCUCCAAAGGUCUUCCAGGCAUUGUGCCGCGAUAAUAUCAUACCGGGUAUUCAUUACUUUGGGAAAGGUUACGGCAAACAUGACGAACCGUACCGCGGAUAUGUGCUGACAAUGUUGAUUGGUGUGAUCUUCCUGAUGCCCUCCGAUUUUCAGUUUAUAUCUAACGUGGUGUCAAACUGCUAUUUGGCCACGUUUGCACUGGUGAACUACGCCACCUUUGAUGCUUCCUUUUCUCAAGCGCCAGGAUGGCGACCAAUAUUCAGGUAUUACAAUAUGUGGCUAAGUUUAGCCACAGCUAUCGUCUGUUUCGGAUUUAUGUUCGCACUGGACUGGAAAUCAGCAAUUAUCGCUCUUGGAGCUGUUGGUCUGGUGUAUCUCUUCGUGUUUUACAAAAAACCACAAGUGAACUGGGGAACCUCCGGUCAAGCUAACAUCUACCGUGCCGCCCUGACGGACACGUAUAAGCUGCAAAAAACACCGGAGCACGUCAAAACCUAUCGUCCACAGAUCCUAGUCCUCACCGGUCUGCCAUGCGUCCGACCGGCGCUGGUCUACAUGGCCAACGCCAUUACACGCGGCACCGGACUGCUGGUUUGCGGUCACGUCAUGGUGCAUGAACCGAUCGCCGAUCGUUCCACACUGGAACAAGAAACUUACAAGUGGUUUUUCCGGCGGAAAAUUCGCGCCUUCUACGAAAUCUAUGCGGCGGCAGAUACUGAGGAGGGCACUCGCGCACUGAUCCAGACAUCGGGAUUGGGCAAAUUGCGACCGAAUAUUGUGAUGAUGGGAUACCACCGCAAUUGGACGAACUGGAAUGAAGACUCCAUGGAAGAAUACAUCAACGUCAUCCAUUAUGCUUUUGAUUCACGGCGCGGAGUCAUUCUUUUCUACGCCCGUGAUGGAUUCGACAUAAGCGAUGUAGUCAAUUUUGAGCAGCUGGUCAAUGACAACAACAUUUCGGCGUCUUCCACGGAUGGAAGUGAUGAUACCGAACCGGAUAAAAUUCAGGCUAUUCCUCUGGAAGUGAAACCAACUGAUGAUCCAAUUCUCAAAGCCAGAGUGGAACUGGCCGAAAAACUGGAGCCCGGAAAGAAGAAGAAAAUUGUAGGGGAAAUCCAUGUCUGGUGGCUGUAUGACGAUGGAGGCUUGACGUUGCUGGUUCCGUAUUUGAUGACACAAAAAAGCCCGUGGUCAGGAUGCAAAUUGAAAGUGUUCUGCCUGAUUGGACCGGAUGACAACGCCGACAGUGCUCGAUACAACAUGCUGCAGUUGCUGGAAAAAUUCCGGAUUGCCGUAGUGGAUGUGGUGGCUAUUGAUAUCGACACACAACCUUCACAAGAAAGCUUGGAUGAUUUUAACAAAUUGAUUUUCAAGUACAAAUACGAGAACAUGAGUGCCCGAGCGCGCGCUCCUGGCCCAGCCACCAUUAUGGAAUCGGACAUGCUCGAGUAUGGCAAGAGGACCAUACGCAGCAUCAGGUUGCAUGAGUUGUUGCGGGAACACUCAUCGGAAUCUGUGCUGAACGUGUUGACCAUGCCGCUGCCCAAACAGAACCGCGCGGCUACCCUGUACUUGGCCAUUCUGGAUAUGAUGACCUCCGGUCUGCCGCCAACACUGCUGAUUCGCGGCAACCAGGAGAACGUCCUGACCUACUACUGCUGAUUGUCAUCCCUUUCCCAAGGGGUGAUGGUGCUAAUUUUGCUCUUGCAGAGCGUUUUCAUGUUUCAUGGUUUAAAGUUUUAUGGUUUUAAUUAUUUGAUAUUCCAAACCGUGCCUCAUUCAGUCUGCGACUGACAGUGCUUGGUAGUUAUUUUAGUACAAAGUACUCUUUAUCUCCAAAAUCUUUUAAAGUUUUAUCGUGUUAAAGUUUAAAUUGAAAUGUGCGAUGAGAAAUGUUUGACUAACAAAAAGCAUACUUCUACUGCAUUUCGAAACGGUUUCUUAAAUUCCGAUACAAUAUUUC